AUGAGAAGAUUCUGUACAUCUGUUCUGCUGUAUCAAGAAGGCCACAGUGCAAUCAAACAAAGGUUGCAACAACUUGCCGAAGAAGCGGCCCCUUCCGCAGCGGAUCCCAGGGCAGGUCAACCAGAAGAUGCAUUACCAUAUGAUAAAGUAGUUCUACAUUCGAAACUCGAUAAGAUAGCGCAUGAUCCUUCGAAUUACGAAUACGUCCACCAGCAAGCCAUUGGAAUCAGUACACUACCUGCAUCGGCUCCCAAACAUUCCCGUGAUUUGGCCAUGUCCAAACCAUGGAGCGGCACUGAAUCUCAUAUUGAUUCGUCCAACCGGAUGCUCCAAGACUCCAUCAAGCCGCUGAAUGUUCCUGCUACAAGGCGGACACGAUCAGUCUAUGAACGGUUGGGCGACGCACGUGAAUCAGUGCUUGAUUAUCAAUUGGAAAAGGUAUCUGAGAGAAAACAAAAGACAGAGGAGGAAGAAUGGAGAGAAAUGUAUAAGGAGAGGUUAGUUGGGCCCUCCAUGUUUUUGAACGACUCGUUUGCAAGCGUGGACAACAGUAUCAAGUCGCUAGCAGACCAGAGGAUCAUGGAAGCCCAACGGAGGGGGGAGUUCAAGAACAUCAAGCGUGGAGAACCUCUCAAGGGCGGCUACGGAUCUACGGAGAACAUGUUCAUCGAUCGGACGGAGUAUCACCUGAACGAGAUCUUGAAGAAGCAAGAUGCUUUGCCGCCGUGGAUUGAGAAGCAGGGGGGUUGUGAUAUGAAAAUUGCCCAAUUCAGAGACGAGUUAGACAAGGACUGGCUCGAGUGGGCAAUCAAUCAUAUCAGUGUCAAGUACCCGGGUAAGUCGCCCGAGAAUAUUGCAAAAGAGCUCAACAAGCUGGCGGCAAAUGAGGCCAAGGGAACGGGAGAUAGGUUAAGAAGUGAGCAGUGGUUAUACACCCGAGGAGCAUACUUUAAGGCCAGAUUGAGAGACUUGAAUGACACCAUACGUGGAUACAACUUACAGGCGCCUCUGGCGUCGCAGAAACUGUACCUUCUAAUGGACAAGGAAUACAAUGGAUGCUAUAAGAGGGUAGCGCCUCUUCUCUCCGUGGCAUAUAAACGGCACGUCAUCAAUAGUGACUCUACUUCUCCUAGGUUUCCCUCGAUUAAUAGUAUUCCGCAACAGGGAAACGUUUACCAGCAGCCCACAGAGUCACUCUUUGAGAUGUUCAAGAAACUGUUCUAG
Molecule: messenger RNA, 1224 nt
Organism: Pichia kudriavzevii
Lineage: Eukaryota; Fungi; Ascomycota; Pichiomycetes; Pichiales; Pichiaceae
Exons: 1
Coding region: 1-1224 (407 amino acids)
Source: RefSeq, a predicted model, not a curated record